Molecule: messenger RNA, 333 nt
Organism: Paramuricea clavata
Lineage: Eukaryota; Metazoa; Cnidaria; Anthozoa; Malacalcyonacea; Plexauridae
Source: the annotation of a GenBank genome assembly
AUGGCAAACGAUCUACAGUAUGUCAUAACCCUACCAGCGGCAGAUGAAAUCAUGAACACACAGGGUGGGGAAAAAGUGGAAGGGUAUACCCUGGAAAACAUUGAGUUGGAGUACGAAUCCAUCGACAACAUCGGAUUGGCAAGAAAAGUGGAAAGUCAGUACAACGUCGGACGUAAGCUGUCUUUCGAACAUGUCAUCCUGAUGAAAAAGACGGAAUGGAGUAAGGACUCCACCAUUAUCAACGAAACGAUCAACGUGCCACGCCGAAGCAUGAAAGCUAUCGUCAUGUUGUUUACGAACAAGACAAAGACAGACAGUGAAGAAUAUGUUUAG